CCCUCUGGUAGUGGGGCGCGGCAACAAGGGCGGACGUAAACAAGAGGAGGAGGGUGAGACACGUGCUAAAGAAAUAGGGGCUCUGGACUCCCAGUUAAGACGUAAUAAUACUGAAGAAGGGGCAGCGAUGGAUUCUAAUAUGACAGAUGGCCUCAGUCCUUACACGGGGAACCGGUCGUUAGACGAUUAUGUUAAGAGCAUUAUGAAUAGUGUUCGAGGAUGUCAGAAAAUAAGUAGCGAGCUUCAGGGCUGGCAUCAUUAUCGGGACUAUGCAGGAGUUCAGCGCACAAUGGAACAAGUCAAUUCGAGCAUCACAUCCUUAAUUAGCAGCAUCUUCAGUCAUCAGGAUAUCAAGUUGGGAUUAUCUCAUCACAAGCUGAUUGACCAGUUUGACAUGAUCAGGGAAGGCAAUGAUGCUCUUCUUGAAAGGAUUAAUUCAGAUGUAGAUGAAGCUUCUGGGCUGAAAAAGAAUCCUGAUGCAGAACUGCUUGAUCCUGUAGUAAAGAAAGUGCAGAGCCCAGCUACGAAUGUACCUGGUGGAAAGAAUGUCGUUUUAUUAGCAGCUCGAAAUGUUCAAAAGCCACAGCUGUUCUUUGCAGAAAAAAUCAACAAUUCUGCAAAGGAACCAUUUAUUCCCAUCAUCAAAGAGAAACCCAAUUCCAUGAAGCCUUUAUCCAUUCUAUUAUGCCUUGACAAUAAUGGUCAAGAGUUCUAUUCUCAUCCCUAUGAGUAUGAGCUCCAACACUGGGCUCCAGCACAAUCUCAGCUCCAGCCUGUUGACCCAAUUCUUCCAAAGCCCAUGGCAGAAACACCUUUGGUCAUGGUAGAUACAGAAGAGGAGUUAAACAAUUUAGUCAGAGAUCUUAGUGCUUGUACAGAAUUUGCUGUUGACUUGGAGCAUCACUCAUUUCGGUCAUAUAUGGGACUUACCUGCCUAAUGCAGAUAUCCACUAGGGAUAAGGAUUAUAUUGUGGAUCCUCUUAAACUCAGAGGUAAACUUACCAUCUUAAAUGAAGUCUUCACAAACCCCAAAAUUACAAAGGUACUUCAUGGGGGUGACCAUGACAUUUUGUGGCUACAGAGAGAUUGUGGUGUGUAUGUGGUUAAUCUCUUCGACACCCAUCAGGCAGCUAUUGUUCUCGAGUACCCACACCGUUCAUUAGCUGCUCUUCUCGCACGUUUCUGUCAAGUUGAAGCAAACAAAGUUUUUCAGAGGGCAGACUGGAGAAUAAGGCCUCUUCCUAGUGACUUCAUUAAUUAUGCAAGGCAAGACUCGCAUUAUUUGUUGUAUAUAUAUGAUGUCAUGAAAAAUGAACUUAUUUCAUGGGGUAACCAACUCAACAAUUUGAUUUUUGCUGUUUAUACCCGCUCUGCUGAAAUCUGUAUGAGGAGAUAUGAAAAGCCAUUUGUUGGGCCAGAGAGUCACAUGGAAUUAUAUCGUCGCAGUCGUAAAGCUUUUAAUUCAAGACAGAUGUAUGCAUUGCGAGAGCUGUAUCUGUGGCGUGACAGGGUUGCCCGUGAGCAAGACGAAAGCCCAGAGUAUGUGCUCCCGAAACAUAUGCUGCUGCAGAUAACAGAGGUUAUACCCAAGGAGAUGCAGGGGGUGUUGGCAUGUUGUAACCCGAUCCCUCCGCUAGUCAAAACUGAAUUACUCACCAUACAUACAAUCAUCAGAGAAGCUCUGGUGCAACCACUCAUUGAUGUAAGCUAUUAUCCUGUCUUGAAAAUAUUUUGUUUUAAUAAUAAUAAUAAUUUCUUUUUCUUUGGGAUUUUUCAGAAUCAGCUGUUAUGCAAGAAACCAGAACAUUCAAAAAGAACUACGAAAUUCAUGAGUCCGCAUGAAAGAUAUACCGCUUACAUAAAGAUGAAACCACUUAUAGAUGGAGAGAAGAAGAAGAAAGAGGGACAGUCUGCAGAUACUGACCGGGUCAAUAAGGUAAGAGAACACUUCAUGUCAUUGACGAAUAAUACAGUUGAUACGGAAUCUGAAAUGGAAACCAACCACAGAGUUGAAGAAGAGAGGACAACUAAUGAAAGUGUGUCCAUGCAAUUACAAGAACAAAACUCUCAACAGCAGUUAGAGGACACUUCACAGCAAGAAAAGACUGAAAGUAAAACAAAGAAAAAAUGUCCUCCAAAGUCUUUUAUUCUUAGUGAAGAGAUUCAAGAAGAAAAAAAUAAGAAGUCAUUAAAAAGAAAAUCAGAUGGUGGUGAAGAAUCUCCACCAAAAGUGCAGAAGCCUAACGAAGUUGAACAAACUGAGAAAGCUAAUGAAAAGGAAGACGGAGAGUUGUCAGGUGAUAGUUCUGAAAAAAAUACUAUUGGUGGAGAAAAGUCUUCUGAAGCUUUUGAUUAUGAGGCUGCAGAUUACAGUUUGUUCCAAAAGGCACAAAGAAAAGCACAAGGCUCUUCACAGAAAAUCAAAGAGAAGUUCAAAGGAAAGAAUCAGAAAGGACGAGGUGGGAAGUCAAGUAUGAAGAGCUUUACUUGGGGCAAUGCUGGUCACAGAGGUCGUCGAUAGCUGUGGCUAACCAUGAGACUUUGUGAUAGACCAGAGUAUUUUACUCUUAAAUUUGUGGUUAGAUAUCAUACUCAACUUUUACAGUGAAACAUAUGAAUACAGUAAUGAACACUGUAAUGUUCAGGAUUAGGAAAGAUCAGUUUGAGUUUUCACAAUGUUAUCUAUAUUAGAAAUAUGAAUCAUAAUACAGUAUUUGAAAAUCAUUACAGAUAUGCAAGUUUUGAUUUUUCUACAUUGCUCUAGAUCUGUAAUGAGCAACUUAUUGUUUUAUGAAAAAAAUAGUGAUUUCUUUUAAUCAGCAAAGUUGGUCAUAUAAACAAAUCCAUAUAGAUAUCCCUCCCCCCUCCCUCCAUUAUUUUUUAUUUUGUAAACUAACUUUACAUGUACUAAUGAAAAUGGUUAUCUUGCAUUGGCUGGUAAUUACAUUCAUUAAAUGUAUGUUUGCACUUUUGCUGUUAAGCUUCUGACACUUGUGCGUAGCUAUAUUCAAUGUUUGGAAUACACAAAGGAUAUUCUGCAUUUGUUCUGGACUUUAUUGGGAGUAACUUUAUAACCUCACUGCAAAGCAGGAUGAGGCAUUAUGACUUGGUUCUUUUCUCAUUUGUUAUAAUCUUUUGUGCAAGCUACCCCAAGAUAUUUCAAGUGAAUAUGAACCCAAUUGUUAUUAUGUACAACAAUCAAAUGUUUAGAACAUUAUUAACCAUCAGAUGUCAAGGGUCGGAGCCAGCCACGUCAAACAUGUGUGUUCACAAUAACUAUUUAGUCAUUGUUAAAGGAUGACUUGGAUGUAUUCUUGAAAUAAUAAUUAAAUAUAUAAAACUUGUUAGAAAAACCGUUCGAAGAACUACUGUUGUAUCAUUCAGUAUCAUAUACAGUACAGCAUUUCUCUUUGUAGUGUUGACCAAAGUGCGUGUUCUGAAAGUCAUUCUUUGUUGUGUAGAUGUGUUACAUUGUUAUCCUCAGUGUAAUGUAUCCCUUGCCACUGAUAUUCUUUCAAACAUUUUAUUUGACGCCAACUUUGACUCUAGAUACAUUCCCACCAUGCAGCUUUUUUUUUUUUUUUUUUUUUUUUUCCCUAAUACUUGGCCACAUUGUGUGUAAGUACUUUUUCAUUUGGAGCAUUUUGGACUUCAUUUAACAAGUAAUCAGUUCUGCAUUCAUAACAGAAAAUCCGUAUUUGGACAUUAACAUGAAUUAACAUGUAAGGAUAGAAAUUUGUGAUCUUCCCCUUUUUCUCUCUGUCUAUGAAUGGGCUUUUGGCUUAUCUUGAUGUCAGAUCAUUUGUGUAAGGUGCUGCAAGAAUUAUGUAUUAGUCUCAUUUACUGUCUUGGUGUAUUAGUGUGUGUGUGUGUGCACAUUAUAAAUUGAUAAUUCUGCUCCAAAUAUUUGUGGAUUAUGUCCCAAUUCUUUUUUACCAAGAAAUAUUAAAGUCCAGAUGUCAAUGCAAUACUUUAGAAUAAGAAAUUGUAUAUAAUAAUAUCUUUGUUUUUAUCACAAUACACUUUUCAUUCUUUAACACUUGAAAACAAAAAGAUGGACUAAAUUAUUUGCUAUCCCAGUUACUGAGAAUGGGAAUGCAUUUAUUUAACCCUCCAUUUUGGCUUGUAGAUCUAGCUCUGUAGAUCUGCUCACCAUUAUUUUAUUUAAAACUGACAAUAAAUAAGUAUUUUUAAGAUUUUAGAAAUGAAACUAUGAAUUUAAUAAUUGUUUGGAGAAAUUCUUAAGUCUGCUAAAGCUGAUGGUGGUAAAAACAGUAUUGUGUGGUGUGCCAAUCCAGUUCUGGAAUUAAAAUCAAAACAGAAUUGCAGGCAUAAAUUUGCAACUCCAAUUGGAAAACUUUACAUUCCAAAUUAUCAUCAUCAACUCAUGGGGAAGGGUUCAUACUGUCAAAUGAUCCAAAUUUAUAUUUUAAAAAUAGAAUCACAUUAGGUAUGGUUGUAAAUGAGGUUCUGUAUAAGUGAGAGGUUGUGAGAUUGAGUGUACUGUAAUUACCGGUGUAAUUACAGGAUGAGAGCUAUGCUCAUGGUGUCCUGUCUUCCCAGUACUGUCAUUUGGCACUUUGAAACUACGGACAGUUUGGACAUUCACCACCACCUCACUUAACUUGUUCUGACUCUACCAUUCUGUGUUUGCUAUAGAGAAUUUUCA
Messenger RNA from Procambarus clarkii (red swamp crayfish), 4669 nucleotides. The record is from RefSeq and is a predicted model, not a curated record. NCBI's taxonomy places the organism in Eukaryota, Metazoa, Arthropoda, Malacostraca, Decapoda, Cambaridae.